AUUACGGCCAUUUUAGUUUUACAGUAUCUUGGCGCUCGGCUUCUAGAAACAUAACCUUGUUUUAUUGAGAAUUUCUGUGGAAUAAUUUAAAAUUUCCAUUAAAAUUUGUCAACUGUGAUCUAUGAACUUGUGUCUCCGUAAGUUUAUGUUUCGGUUUUACAGUUUAAAAGUGUUCAAUAACAAUUUUAAAACGUCUUAGACUGUAUUAGCUAGCUUCGUUUGUUUUGUGUGUGGCUUGAAGCGGUUCUCGAUAAUAACAACAAAUGGCUACAAGCGGUAGCGGCCCUACUCCUAAGAAAGUAAAAAAAUUGGAUCAAAGUGGUGAAGGCGACGAUUCAUGCAGAGAUUACGAUGCUGAAACGCAAAAAGCUUUGGAGGAUAUUGAUGCCUGUCAGAAUGAGAUCGACGCACUGAAUGAAAAGGCAAGUGAAGAUAUUCUUAAAGUUGAACAGAAGUACAACAAGCUUCGUAAACCAUUUUUUGAAAAGAGAAACGAAAUCAUCAAUAGAAUAUCAAACUUCUGGGUUACUGCAUUUGUUAAUCAUCCACAAAUAUCAGCUAUUUUGGAUGAGGAAGAAGAAGAUUGUCUACAUUACCUCUCAAAGUUGGAGGUUGAAGAGUUUGAAGACAUCAAAUCAGGAUACAGAAUAAAUUUCUAUUUUGACGAAAAUCCUUAUUUUGAAAAUGAUGUCAUCAAGAAAGAAUUUCAUCUUGGAUCUUCUGGUGACCCAGCUUCGCAGAGUACAACAAUUCGAUGGAAAGAAGGCAUGAAUCUAACAAAGAAAACCGACAAAAAUAAAACUGGAAAAGCUCUUAGUAAGCGGUCCUUGGAACACAAAACUUUCUUCGGUUGGUUUUCUGAUCAUGGCGAUCCUUCGGCUGAUGAUAUUGCAGAAGUAAUUAAGGACGACAUGUGGCCCAACCCUCUGCAGUAUUACCUGGUACCAGACAAUGACGUCGAGAAUGGAAUCGAAGAGGAUGAAGAAGAUGGCAGCUUUGAUGGAAACGACGAAACGGGAUUGGAAGAAGUAGAAGAGGAGGAAGAAGACGAUGGCGAUGAAGAGCUUGGUGAUGAACCCACUGGUGAGUUUGAGGGUGAAUUUGAAAGUGAUCCUGGUGAGGAAAAUUAGAAAUUCUUAUCCAUUUUUAAAAUAUUACAUUAUUUACAAACUGAAUUUUUUUCGUAUCUCAUUCAUUGUUGAACAAUGAAGGUAAAAUUUAAUAUUUUGAUUUUCUAUAAAACACAAUCUAGGGAACUGUUAUACCGUUAAAUAGGUACAUCAAUUCGAAUAGAAAUUAUUUUGUAAUGAUUUCUGCUUGGAAAAACAAAAGUAUUGGCCUAACAUGUCGGUAGGCCGACCAACAUAAUAAAACUGAAGUAAGAUGUUUCACUUAGUUACGGUAUAAGUUUGCUAUCGUAUUUUCUAAAAGUUCUUAGUUCACUAUCUCCCUAGAUCAAUUACAAAUUGAAGGUUUUGGUUUAGUAUGAUUGAGUUAUGCGCGAUUGACGAGUCAUAUUUGUUGAUUAUUCCUUCCAAUUUGAGUUUAAAUCAUGUUAAAUUAUUUAAAAAAUUCUAAAAAGUAAAUUGCUUAAUCAGAUUUAACUCUUCUCAGCAAAAUUAGUUUGUAAUCCGAAUAUAACCUAACAUAUUUUUAAAAAUGAACCCCAGUAUAUUUUUAAGAAUUUUUAUCAUAUUAGAGCCACUGUCCAUGUAGAAAUAUAUAUGUCCUCAUUUUUAUGUUCUCAAUAAUUCACACUCAUUGGUUACAUUUUAAGAAAUUGAAUCAUCAAAACUAAUAAAUGCCUAUCAAUAAUUAUUGUUCAAUAUUAUCGUGCUUCUAUCAUCCAAAAAAGUACAUCUUAACUUGGUACAUCCGCAUUAUAAGUGAAUCGAGUUUAAGAAAAUCUUUACAUAUAGUCUCAUUUGAUUCAUCUAAAUUCAACUCAACUGAUAGUAUAAGUUAAAAUGUAAAACUAUCCUGGCACCAAAUAACAUGCCCCAAUACUUCUUAGCUGAGAUAGAAAAUGUAACUAGACCGUAAAUGAUGAAAUGUGAAUUAUGAUUCAUUUCCAGUCAAGGUGGUCCUUUUCUAUCUUAUGAAUUUAUCAUAAUAUUCAUCACGUAUUUAAUUCGUGGAGUGAACACGAUUAUUUUUGCUAUCUUGUGGUGUAAAGGCAUUUUUCAUUGUUUUAAUGGUAUUACCUAUUGUUAUUUAUUCAGAACUCUAAAUAUUUUUAAAAGUUGUAUUAGAAACAGUCUGAUUAAGAAUUCAAAGAAACCCUUAUCUGUUAAUUUUGCUGAAAAGUAUGAUUUUAAAGAUUGGAUGGUUACCACAUAUUUUACAUCACAUGAAUAAUCUGGUUAUCUUUAUUCAGAUGUCAAGGAACCCCCUCUCGUUUCUGUGGAAAAUCAAACUUAAUCAAAAUAUAAUUUAUAUAAAAUUAUCCAAACUAGAAAGAUCAUAAACUGAUGCAUUCGACAAAAAAUUAAUAUUGUAAAAUCUUAUACAUACCAACAUCACAGUUACAUACAGCAAUUCUGAUUCGUUUAUCAGAUCAAUGACUACCGUCACUGACUUCAUACGAAGCUGAUAUUGAGUCCUAAUCAUCAAUUUAACAUUGCAUUUUUGUAUAUAAAGUGAUUGAUCUUAUCUUGAAGAACCAACUGUAACGUUUGUUCUUAUUGUUAUCAUUUCAUGUUUCCAAGUAAGUGUAUUAUGUAUUGAUCCUGUUUAAUUUAUUUGUAAAAGUAAUCAUAUUUUGAAUACAACCUGUAAAUAGUGAUCAAUUCUCUCUCUUUUACUUGUGAGCUUUUCAAAUUCGUUCACCCUGUGAUCUGGCAUCAUGAAAUUUUCAUAAUUGAUUGUAGGCUAAGUUUUUUUAAUAGUCCCUAAUUUAUUGUAGAAAUAACGUUCUAUUGAAGCUAUUUUAUCCUUGCGACAUUUUUCUGUCACAUUAGUGUGUGAGUUUCAUGUCUAAACAGUGAUUGUUCCAUCACAAACUUGUUCCAUCACUCAUGCACAAGUCUUGAAAUUAAAUGGGCAUCAUCCUAAAUAACAAUCAAUGGAAACAUUAAAACAAUUAUUCUCAUUUCACAAUCUUUGAUUAGCUGAAUAUAAUUCUAUAGCAGAUGUGUGAUGUUUAACUAUUUUAAAUUCCAUUAAAUUAGCUGAACAAUCAAGCAUUGAAAUCUGACAUUCAACUCUAAUUAAGCAUUAAGCAUUUAGAAUGCGAUUCGAUAUAUUCACAAUGCAAAUUCUUUUGAAAUUUUUGUGCUGUGAAGAUGAUGUUGUAAUAAAUAUCCAUAUUAAAUGAAACGACUUGAUGUUGUCAAAACCACUGGUUUAUUAAAUCUAUAUAAUUCAUAAAAAAUUGAUUUUGAAUCGUUUUAAUAAACCAGUGGUUUUGACAACAUCAAGUCGUUUUGCAUCAUUUUUUUUUUUUUUUUGAAAUUGUGCAUCCAUCUCGAAUAAUACUUUGGUGGCCCUUGCUUCACACAUGAAGAAAUAAGUUACUUAUGUACUUUGAGUACUCCCGCUAAAAGUCAGUCUCUCUUAAUACUCUUUGAACCAGCUUCACUAGUCCAGUGUGAGCCUCAAAAUUGCUUGGUGCCACCCACAGGUUUUUUUAAACAAUAUUUAAUCAAAUCAUACUGAUAAAAUAUUAAUAAAGUACUCAUCUUUCUUUCCAAAAAUUAAUAGAUUGAGAUUACACAUUAAAAUGUAUACGCCUAUUGAUGUCAAUAUGGAUUGUGAAUUUAUCUUAUCAUAUUCUUGAAAUGCUUUACAGGUAUAUUUACUAGUUUUCAACCUACAACUGUAUCAAUACCUUGUAGGAAAUUCUACUCUACUCCUACCUGUGACUUAUUACCCAUUUUGUAUUAAAACUGUCUCUAGGAAAUUGUAGCUUCAAUAUUGAACGGUCAACUUGGUUUUUAAACUCAUUCAUUCUGUACUCAUAAAAAUUGUUAAUUGAACUCAUUUGGCGUCAACUCAUUAUUAUCUAUAUGUUCAUUAAUGGCUUUAUUCAGACUGAAGUCUUACUGUUAUCAUCCAUGAAAUCGUUUACUUCACAGCUCUACAUUAAUUUAAUAAUUGGCUAUUCAUGAAAAAAAAUGAUUUCCAUAUUAUUAUAGAUCUUAACACAUUGUUUUUUAUGAUUAAGUGUAUGGUUCUGAUUGAAAAUAAAAAAAAUUCUGUAGCAAAACUGGAGCAAGAUAAAAAAUUCAUAACACAUUCCACUAAAACAUGGCAUUCAGUUAAUUUCAUGUUCUUGUGUAAAUCAAACCUCCAAGAAGUCUCCUCUUCAACUAUAUGUACCUUCGAUGUUCCCUCACUAUAAUUUAUUGAAUUCUUGUACCUCUGACCAGUGUAUUUGAAAAAUGAUAUUAUAUUUUUAUUCACAUAAAAUGCUACGAUUUGCAUAUUAUAAGAUGUGUAGCAUUAGAAUUUUGUAUUAGAAAUUAACUUUGUUUUGUUUCACAAUUUAGAUCUUGAAAACUGAUCCUGCAUUUUAUAUAUGCUUUUAUUCAUAUUUAUGUGUAAGUGGAGAUUGUAAAUAUGAGAGUUUAAAUAAAAUAAAGUUAAAAAACCA
Molecule: messenger RNA, 4594 nt
Organism: Nilaparvata lugens (brown planthopper)
Lineage: Eukaryota; Metazoa; Arthropoda; Insecta; Hemiptera; Delphacidae
Gene: Set
Product: protein SET
Exons: 1
Coding region: 264-1130 (288 amino acids)
Biological process (GO): nucleosome assembly
Cellular component (GO): chromatin; nucleus
Molecular function (GO): chromatin binding; histone binding
Source: RefSeq, a predicted model, not a curated record